Mytilinidion resinicola is the source of this 1525-nucleotide messenger RNA. Its product is annotated as PLP-dependent transferase. The transcript has 3 exons. NCBI's taxonomy places the organism in Eukaryota, Fungi, Ascomycota, Dothideomycetes, Mytilinidiales, Mytilinidiaceae. Gene Ontology annotation, biological process: biosynthetic process. Bases 189 to 1412 code for a protein of 407 amino acids. Gene Ontology annotation, molecular function: catalytic activity; pyridoxal phosphate binding. The record is from RefSeq and is a predicted model, not a curated record.
CACGUACCACUAAUCAUAGACGGCUGAUUGGGACGGCCAAGCGGCACAUCGCGCCCUCUCGUUGACAUUGGCAUUGGCAUCUUUCCAUGCGGAUCGGUCUCAGCACUGCUCCUUCACGCCUAUAAGGUCCAGCCCUGCCUUGUCAGUUAUCCCAGUAGAAAGCAGUAACUCUCCUCCACAUAGCCAGCAUGGUGCAACUCGAGCCCUUUGCCGUGGAGCUGUGGAUGGACAAGUACGAAACCGAAGCCAAGUACCAGCUCGCCGAGACGUGCUGCGCGUCCAUCUCGAUCGACGACUUGAAGACCUUCUCAGAUGACAAGUCUGCUGAGGUCUUGCAGUUGGCACGGAAGUUGACCUAUGGGUCCAUCCGGGGCUCCGAUGCUCUGAGAUCCAACCUUGCCAGACUCUAUUCUUCCAGAGGCGGCUCACCACUGUCCCCGGAAAACAUCCUGACGACGCCUGGAGCCAUCGCCGCAAACUACCUGUACUUCUACUCACUGAUUGGCCCUGGAGAUCAUGUUAUAUGCCACUAUCCCACGUACCAGGCCCUCUACUCCGUGCCCGCCUCUCUCGGUGCUGAAGUAGAUCUCUGGCACGCGAGGCCCGAGAAGGCUUGGAUACCAGACAUCGAGGAGCUCAAGGCUCUCAUCAAGCCAAACACGAAGCUCAUUGUCAUAAAUAACCCCAACAAUCCCACCGGUGCCGUUCUGAAGAAGUCACUCCUCAAGAAAAUCAUUGAAGUAGCAGCCAAAGACGACAUGAUGAUUCUCAGUGACGAGGUCUACCGUCCAAUCUUCCACUCUAUCACUCCUGUGGAGUCCGAAUUCCCUCCGUCAAUGCUGAAUAUGGGAUACAGCAAAGUCACGGUAACAGGCUCCAUGUCGAAGGCAUAUGCCCUUGCAGGCAUACGUGUAGGCUGGAUGGCGUCUCGAGACCAGAACAUCAUCGAAAAGGUUGCGCAUGCGCGGCACUACACGACGAUAUCAGUCAGUCAAGUGGAUGAACAAGUGGCGGCGUUUGCUCUAGAUGCGAACACGGUCCAUAAUUUGCUUGCCAGGAACAUCCAGCUUGCAAAGAAAAACCUCGAGCUGCUAGAGAAGUUUGUCAACAAGCAUGACGAUCUGUGUCAAUGGGUCAAGCCUCUUGCUGGGACCACGGCUUUUGUGAAGUUCCACAAAGAUGGGUCCCCGGACAGCCCUAUAGACGCAGUGGAAUUCUGCAAGCAGCUACUGGAGAAGACGGGGGUAAUGUUCGUCCCUGGAGAUGAAUCCUUCGGCAAAGAAUUCUUGGGAUAUGUGCGGAUCGGGUACGUCAACGACACGGAAGUAGUUGAGGAAGGGUUGCAGAAAGUGAGGCAGUUCAUCAAGAAAGAGUUCGACAACCUGCCACUCUCGGCGCAGAAAAGCACAUAGUCGCAGCAUAUGGGGGAAGCACUGUAUAUAACCAAACAAUUUUUUGAGAGACUGCAGCGCGUAUAGCGUCGUCCUACGGCAUCAAGAUGAAAACGGUAUUGUAAAGCCGAUCC